Racocetra fulgida is the source of this 366-nucleotide messenger RNA. The record is from the annotation of a GenBank genome assembly. NCBI's taxonomy places the organism in Eukaryota, Fungi, Glomeromycota, Glomeromycetes, Diversisporales, Gigasporaceae.
AUGGCUUCUUCUAGUCAAAGUAUAGAAAGUUUCAACAUUCGUGUAAAAAGAUGUUCUCACUGUGACAAGUCCAAAAUUAUUGAUGAUUUUAUUCAGCAAAGCAAAGAGAGUCUAAAGGAAUUUUCUCAUUGUAAUACCUGUGCAAAUAAAAAUAAAGGAAAAUCAGUAAAUGUUGAAAGCAAAGAAACCAUGUAUUCGGAAAGUCUAAGCCUGGCUAAUAUUAUUGAUGAUAAUGAAGAAGAAAUAAUUGCUAGUGAUGAUGAAGCUUUAUAUGAUUUAGUAAAUCUAGAAAGUAUAAUUGCAAGUUGUUUUGUUGACGUUGAAGAAGUGCACUUUUCAGGAACUUUUAGAUUGGAAGAUGAAUUA